ACCCAUACAGACCCGCAGGACUCAACGCAGGCCUGCCAGCUCCACUGCCCUGAGCUCCCCUGGUGCGAGGCCCAGUGGGCAGUGCUGGAGCCCCAGUGGCUUGGGAUGGGGAGACCGGGACUCUGAGCUGGCUAGUGUUGUUGGGUGCUGGCUGCAUGCCCGCCAUGUGCUGGGCGCCGGGAUCCACUGGUUCCUGACACCCUCACCUGCCCCUGGGGGUGCGGCCGUCUUCUAGAGGGGGAAACUGAGGGUCAGCGCGGAAUGUGGGGGGAGCCCAGGCUGGCCCGGGGAGCAGUUGGCGGUGGAGGCCUUGGGCAACUUCCCGUGUUCCCACUGAGUGGGGCUGUCCCUGGGCCUGGGCGGGGACGCCGCCAACUGCCAAGGCCUGUGUAUAAGGGUGGCCACCACCUUAGCCACAGAGCUGCCCCGCCAUGUCGUGGCUGACAGUCCUGGCCCUGCUGGCUGGUCUGCUGGCGUCCUCGAGGGCCGGCUCCGGCCCCCUCGUGGACAUCGUGGGCGGCCGGAAGGCGAGGCCCCGCCAGUUCCCGUUCCUGGCCUCCAUUCAGAAUCAAGGCAGGCACUUCUGCGGGGGUGCCCUGAUCCAUGCCCGCUUCGUGAUGACCGCGGCCAGCUGCUUCCGAAGCCAGAACCCUGGGGUUGGCACCGUGGUGCUGGGCGCCUAUGACCUGAGGCGGCGGGAGAGGCAGUCCCGCCAGACGUUUUCCAUCAGCAGCAUGAGCGAGAACGGCUACGACCCCCAGCAGAACCUCAACGACCUGAUGCUGCUUCAGCUGGACCGCGAGGCCAACCUCACCAGCAGCGUGGCGAUACUGCCACUGCCUCCACAGAACGCCAUGGUGGAAGCUGGCACCAGAUGCCAGGUGGCCGGCUGGGGAAGCCGGGGCAGCGGGAGACGUCUCUCCCGUUUUCCCAGGUUCGUCAACGUGACUGUGACCCCCGAGGACCAGUGUCGCCCCAACAAUGUGUGCACCGGUGUGCUCACCCGCCGCGGCGGCAUCUGCAAUGGGGAUGGGGGCACCCCACUCGUCUGCGAUGGCCUGGCACACGGCGUGGCCUCCUUCUCCGUGGGGCCCUGUGGCCGAGGCCCCGACUUCUUCACCCGAGUGGCGGUCUUCCGAGACUGGAUCGAUGGUGUUCUCAACAACCCGGGACCAGGGCCAGCCUAGGGGGGCCUGUGACCUCCCACGGAGCCCAGCCCCGCCCUCCACACCUCCCGCGCUCCACACCCACCUCUCGCAGCCCCGCCCCUGUCCCCGCUCCGGCCGGCGGGGUCCUGGCUGUAAUAAAGAAGUCGAUCUCGCCUCUG
Molecule: messenger RNA, 1327 nt
Organism: Nomascus leucogenys (northern white-cheeked gibbon)
Lineage: Eukaryota; Metazoa; Chordata; Mammalia; Primates; Hylobatidae
Gene: AZU1
Product: azurocidin
Biological process (GO): proteolysis
Cellular component (GO): azurophil granule
Molecular function (GO): serine-type endopeptidase activity
Source: RefSeq, a predicted model, not a curated record